Hermetia illucens (black soldier fly) is the source of this 1764-nucleotide messenger RNA. RefSeq names its product UDP-glucosyltransferase 2-like. The transcript is spliced from 5 exons. The record is from RefSeq and is a predicted model, not a curated record. The coding region runs from base 52 to 1620 and encodes 522 amino acids. Gene Ontology annotation, molecular function: UDP-glycosyltransferase activity. NCBI's taxonomy places the organism in Eukaryota, Metazoa, Arthropoda, Insecta, Diptera, Stratiomyidae.
AUAUUUAGUUGCUUCUAUUACACUUUUCGGGGUAGUUAGAAACUGGUCACGAUGCGAGUUCAUAUUCGGAUCUUGUGUUUUGUAGUUUAUCUUUUUCAAAUAUGUAGAAGUGCAAAUAUCUUAUAUUUGGCUGGAAUUCCGUCACCAAGUCAUGGAAUAUGGAAUUUCAGACUCAUCGAAGAACUUGCUGCAAGGGGCCAUAACCUUACAGUUCUCUCAGUCGACAAAGCUAGGAAGCCAAUUCCAAAUACUCAGAUUAUAGAUAUGGAAGAAAUUUACGAAGUGGUUCACGAUAAUUCUGAGUUCAAUAUAGGUGAUUUCGUGGCACCUGGAGUGUUCGAAGAAGUUCAGAUAGUCUUCGAUUUAGUGUAUAAAAGUUGCAAACUGAUUGGCGAAUCGAAAGGCUUCAAGAAAUUGCUGAGCUAUCCAAAUAAUCAUAAAUUCGAUUUGAUUAUAAAUGACAGCACUAUUUUCGGCUGUCUAGUGGCCUUCCUCCAUAAGUUUAACUAUCCGCCAUUGGUUAAUGUUUCUCCGUACAAGUACACUCCGACAAUGGCUGAGUCUACCGGAGGACAUAUUUAUGGAGCAUAUAUCCCUGGUCCUGUUCAUCCGUUUGGUGUCAAUAUGUCUUUCAUGCAACGAUUGGAGAAUACAGUUGUGGGUCUUUAUGAAAUAUUAUAUCGAAGAUUCAAAUUCCAGUCUAAAUUCGACGAACUCGUUGUUUCAAUGACCGGCAUGCAAGAUCUUCCUAGCACUUUUGACCUGAUCCAAAAAGCAUCACUCACACUCCUCAACAUUCAUCCUGCGACGGAUUUCCCCUUACCUUUACCGCCCAAUGUUAUCGGAGUUGGUGGACUACAAAUUUCUGACCCUAAACCUCUUCCAGCUGAUUUGGAAAAGUUCAUCCAAGGCUCCAAAAAGGGUGCUGUGUUAAUAGCGUUUGGGACGAAUGUUCGUAGCGAUGUAUUUGAGGACGAUAAGCAACAAAUGGUGAUAGAUGUAGCGAAGAAAUUCCCGGAUUUUAACUUUUUGUGGAAAUUCGAGAAGGACCCGACUGAGGGAAAGGUGCCCAAUUUGUUAGUGAGAACAUGGUUACCGCAGAAUGAUAUUUUAGCUCAUCCAAAGACCAAGGCAUUCAUUUCUCACGGAGGCGGAUUGAGCACCCACGAAGCUACCUGGCAUGGAGUUCCUUUAGUUACCAUUCCAUUUUUGAUGGACCAGAAAACGAACUCAUAUGGAUCAGUUAUUGCUGGAGUUGCAGUCAGCGUUGAUGUUCAAACUAUGACUUCGAUGGACCUUGAAGCAGCUGUUCGGACAAUACUCGAAGAUCCAUCAUACACUGAACGAAUGAAAUUGCGGUCGCUUCGGUUUAAAACGCGUCCAAUGAAGCCAGUUGACGAAGCAGUUUGGUGGAUUGAAUACGUCCUAAAGGAUCCAAGUGCGACGCAUCUACGUUCGCCGGUUAUUGAGUUAGGUUUAUUUAAGGGAAACUGUGGAGAUCUUUUCUUGUGUUGUUUCUUUGUUUUAGUUUUAGUCCUCGUUAUUUUACGUUGUGUUCUUUCAAUUUUGUGUAGAUUUUUAAGCCCUAAAAAAUCCGGACAAAAGGUUAAGAAAAGUUAAGGGAAGGUUAUGAAAAAAUUGGCAAGGAAACUAUAUGUGAUUCUCGUGCCUAAAAUGAUGCUUGAACUGACAAAACUCACUCAAAUCCCUUUUUCGUCAAAUGGUUGUUAUUCAAUAAAGCUUUCGAUUUGAUUUAAUUUUGUA